Molecule: messenger RNA, 2169 nt
Organism: Wallemia mellicola CBS 633.66
Lineage: Eukaryota; Fungi; Basidiomycota; Wallemiomycetes; Wallemiales; Wallemiaceae
Exons: 5
Source: RefSeq, a predicted model, not a curated record
CGUGUUCGUCAAGCUGAACUUAUCAGACGUCAACAAGAGCAAGAACGACUGAAACGCACUGAAGAGGCGCGUAAAAGGGAACUUGAAGAGGCUAGACAGCGAGCAGACGAGAACAAGGUCCUUCGUGAGAUGGAAUUCAUGGCCGAUUCUUUUCAUCGUAGUAAUGUCACUUCACGAACCUUCAAUGUCUGGUUUGGUCUAUUUAGGUGGAUACAGCACAAUCACCAACAGGUUAAAACUACCCAGACCACCCAAAUACUUAAUAUCUACUUCCAGAAAUGGGAACAUGCCCUAUCUAAACGUGUCAUUCUCGCGAAUCAUGUUGCCAUAUCUCAGGAUAAAAUGAGAACCAUGAGUACUACUCUCAGUAAAUGGAGAGCGCACUUGAAGCACAGAGCAAGACAUCGGAAGGAAGCGAGACUACGAUCGACGUUCUCGGCAAUCCGCAAAAACAUCGCAAAGAGAUUGAUACAAGAAUCUUGGCAAACAUGGAGAGACUUGACAAUGACACGGCGAGCAGACUUGACAUACUCGUACAACUUAAUGAGUGUAGCUUUUGGGACAUGGAAAAAGCGCACUAUUGGGUUUCUUGCACUCGACAGUGUCGUUAUUGAAUUUGCUACGACGGUAAAUGAGAGACGUGCCGCUACGAUGUUCCGCCAUUGGAAACAACAGAAAGAACUCCAAACAAGAGAGAGAGGAUUUCAGCAAGAUCGCACCGCUGUGAUAAUACGCAAAACAUUCGAAACCUGGAAAUACAAAAAUGAUACUAAUAAAGCAGCAAUCGCUUUGCGCAAUGCAUCCUCCAUACGUAAUGCUUUCUACGGAUGGCAACGAAAGCUUUACAGAAUACAAAAAUAUACCGCAAUUUCAGACGCUUUUAUAGAAGAUAGUAACAAUAGAUUGAAACAGCAAACAAUAUACCAAUGGCAGUUAUCCAUGAAGUGUUUUAACUUCCAACUCGGACAUAUGCGUACACUCAGUCAAGCAGUCUUGCAGUACUGGUAUCAAAAGGUCUCCUACAUACAGAAGCUCAAUUUGAAAGCGGAUACGCUGCAUUUCGACAAGAUUAGAACACUCGGUGUGUCACUUUUUGAUAAGUGGAAAGUCAGAACAGCCGAGUUGAAAGAGAAAAGCAGGUUAGCUCAAGAAUAUUCUGAUCUAAGUGUACAACAAAACGCUUUAAAGGUCUGGAUGAAGGCUUACAGAAACAAGCGUUUGCUUAAUAGACGUGGUCACGUUCUUAGACGGAUGAUACAGAAGAAGAACUCAUUCCAUACUUGGAGAUUUGCACUCAGUAGAAAGAGACAGAAUGCACUUAUCAAAAAGCACGAGCUUGAUAUUUUGCAGAAUACUUGGACUGUCUGGAGGGCCAAAUUUAACGUUUUAUGUGACCUUAGAGUUCGCGAGAAUGCCUUUAAGGCAGAGCAUAUUCACAAGUCAAUGACAUCUGUCGUCCUCCAACAGUGGUUACAUAAGACAAUUGAGCGUAAAGAUCUUAUCUACUCUGCAGACAUAAUUAGCAAGCAGAAAACGAAAAGAUCGGUUGUCCAGAACUGGCGUUCAAAGGUUAAUACUCUCAGGGAUUUGGAGAGUUUGGCAGUGUCACACGAGGGAGCAACGAAAAAGAAAUUGCAAGCCGAAUUGUUCAGCAAAUGGCUAAAACAAACGCGCGCAACUGUAGUACGCAACAGGAAGUGCGAGGAGUUUGUCAAGCGGAGAGAACAAACGAUCCUCUUUACAGCCUUUGAAGAUUGGUUCGAUCAGAUAAAGAUAAUCGAGUUAGAACCCGUUGAAACAGAGAUGCUAAUCCUGCGUCGCGAGCGUAUGCUCAGGAUGGCAUUCGAGAGAUGGAAAGAAACUGCCACUGCCUUGCCAGCUGUACAGCUCUAUAAUCGACGUUUAAAGGAACGUACUUUGGAUAUGUGGAAAUCUCAACUGCCCUGCGCUCGUAACACUCGCUUAGCAGUGCAGAUAUACAGGCGAGAUUGUCUAGUGAGGUGGUUACACUCAUGGCGCGAUGCACUGCAAAUAAAGAGAUCUCGCAGAGCUAUCGCGCGUGCUCGCGCACUCGGCAAGCGUCCGUCUGCAUCUCGACUCAAAGCCAGAGAGGGAUCGACGCCCUCCCCAGAUCCGUUUGCAAUGCAUGCAUCUCGCAAACCAUUCGCG